Molecule: messenger RNA, 2352 nt
Organism: Saccharomyces kudriavzevii IFO 1802
Lineage: Eukaryota; Fungi; Ascomycota; Saccharomycetes; Saccharomycetales; Saccharomycetaceae
Gene: TRE1
Product: Tre1p
Exons: 1
Coding region: 1-2352 (783 amino acids)
Molecular function (GO): carboxypeptidase activity
Source: RefSeq, a predicted model, not a curated record
AUGGUGAACACUAGAGGCUACACGGCUGUUCCGAAUGCUGAGCGGCCAACUAGUAACUCACAAGAGGAGCUGAACGCAGAGGGAUUUGAGCCGGAAAUGGGAAUGCCGUCAGAACCCCCUGUAUAUGUAGAAGAGAUGGGAGUGGAAGAACCUGAAGCACCAGAACUCUUUAGUGAGAAAGUUUUACGCUUUAGAAUAUGUUUUGAAAAGAAUGUGGUGAUUCCAGUGAAGGAAAAAGUUGUGGAUCCAUUAGCGCAAAUAAUCUCUCUGGCGUCUGAAAAGUUUGAUCUCUUUUUGAGUAAGAUAGGUAAUGUCAUGGUAAUGAGAAGGAUAUUUUACAUUUUAUUAAUGUCCAUCGUAGCAGCUUUGAUCAUUGCCACUGAUACGCUACCGAAUGGGAAAGCUCGAGGUUCGAAUGGAACAUUUUCAGACCACGACCUCCUUCUACAAUAUGCCAAGAAGUCGAUAGACCUUUCAAAGAUAGAAAGGGACUUGGAAUAUAUCAGCAGCAUGCCUCACAUGUCGGGAACAAGUGGUGAUGCUGCUAUUCGACAUUAUAUCAAAGAAUCCUUUGAAAAAAAUGGUAUAAGGCUGGCUGGAGAAGAGGAGUUCAUGGCGUAUUCAAAUUUUCCAGGAAACGCUUCACUACACGUGUAUCCAAAAGGUGAUAUUGAGGGAUUUGAUAUUCAAUUAAACGAGGAGAACUUUAGCCCAAUGAGCCGCAAUGGUGAAUUCAGAAACACAGCAGUAAUUUAUGGUAACGAAGCAUCAUUGGAAGAUAUGGUUUCUUUGAAAGACCAAGGCCUUUUAGAUGAUGACUUUAUCUUAUUACUACAUUACGGAGACUAUGUUUUCCAGCAAAUGUUGACUGCGCAAAAAUACGGAGCUAAGGCGGUUAUCUUCAUUACUAAACCUUAUAAAGAUAAUAAAAAUGUGGUACAAACGAGAUCAGUCGCGCUACCUCAAAAUGGCACCGGUGACGCACUUACGCCUGAUUGGGAAGGGUCCAUGAGGGACCCUAUUAACGCUGCCGAAUCCGAAUAUCUACCCAAAAUUCCAUCGAUACCGAUAUCUACGAAUCAAGCGGAACAAAUACUUGCUACAUUAUCAGAAACUGGCGUGAAGUUCCCAAACAAUAUAUUUAGUGGGUCAAGCGAUGAUUGCCGGCUUGAUUUGGUGGUGCAGACAGCAAUCCGGGAACGACACCCGGUUCACGAUAUAGUUGGCAAAAUUGAAGGAUCAGAGCAAAGCGCCAAGGCGAUUGUCAUUUCCGCACCAAGGAACUCUGUUAGCUAUGGCGCCACAUAUCCUUCUUUCGGUACUGUUGUUUUGUUAUCCAUAAUUCAACUUUAUCAAGAAAUGGUCUACAAGUUUGACUGGAAGCCUUUGAGAAACAUUUAUUUCAUCUCCUUUGGCGGCUCCGAAUUUAAUGAGGCGGGUGCCACAGAAUUAAUGGAGAAGAGGACAGAAGCAUUGAAGAGUGAAAUAUACACUAUGAUCGACGUUGGUCAGAUUGGUAUAUGGGAUGACAGCAACGUUUUGGAUAUACAGUGUCAUCCACUACUAGCGGAUCUUUUCCAAAAGAAUACUACAAACCGUAAAUUUGAUGUUAAAGUGGAUAACAUUCAUCAAUUUGGUGAUUGGACACCGUAUUUGGCGCGAGGAAUGCCAGUAGCAAUUAUUUCAUCGCCGCAUGUUAUGAACAGAGAGCUUCCAAUAGGUACAGUGCAAGACAAAUUCGGUGCGAUCAAAGAUAUACUAGAAGAUAAAAAAAAGGGAGAAAUGCUCCGUGAAAUAAUGCUAUAUCUUGUCGAAAGAUCGCUUGAGCUUGUCGAUGAUCCAUUCAUUCCAUUUAGCAUAUCAAGCUACGUAGAUUUUCUUUCAAAUACCCUGCAGGACCUUCAGAGAGAAUGUUCCGAUACCGUAAGCUUUGACGAAGUGUUUUCUGGUGCAACGUUAUGGAGAAACACCAAAUCGCAGUUCGAAAAAUGGAAGAGAGAAUGGACCGACCUCAUGUAUGGGGGCGGCACAUACAUAGAACCCACCAUUAUUGCCAUCAACCGUUGGACAUGGAACUACCUCCUUUCCGGCAUUGGGGUUGCGCAAUGUUUAGAGGACGGGUUAGCAGAAAGAGCUUUUUACAAGAACGUUAUUUUUGGACCCAAACUCCACGUCGAGAAAGACGAUCCCGUUCGCUCAUGGACUUUUCCCGAAAUCAGAGACUCCAUUGCAAACAAGGACUGGAGUUCUGUGCAAGCCCAACUCAAUACUCUGGGCUCAAUUUUACAGAACACGGCUCAUUAUUUCCUUGAAAAUAAGAACCUCCAUGGAAUAAAUACAAAUGAAUUCUAA